CACUUUAACCUCUAAGCCACGAGAGCCCCCUAGUGUGACAGUAAAAUGAAAAAAAGAGCAUAAGGGAAACGGUUAUAGUUUGAUAAUUGCAAGAGUGUGACAGUAAUUUUUUAAAACUAUGAGUGAGACUGUAAAAUGAAAAAGAAAAAAGAAAGAAAACUCUAUUUCGCUAUUGAUCAAUCAAGAGGACAGCUCAGCAGGCCAGCAGCUGUUGCUGAGAUUUACAGUUUUCGGUAGCAGUUUUGCCAGUAAAUAUUGCACAAAAAAUCUUUAACUGCUCAAUGAGCUUCAUUCAGUUCUUUGCUCGGAUGUUAUGCGGCAGGUUUUCCCUCUGGAAUGUUUUGAAGGCCGUGUGGUAUAGAUGUGCCUUUAACUAAUUUAGGUGUGACAGACUGACAGCUUUGUUGUUGCAGCCUCAAGAUGUGGUUCCCGCCCACUCGCCUGAGAAUUUACCUGGAGCUGUUAACUUUCGUGAGCGGCCUGCUUUUCUGGAUAUCCACUCUACAUUUGUCUCUGGAGAAAAACCAAGGGAACAUACCAGUCCAAACCGUGGACUGGGACAGAAAACAGACAAGCCUCAAACACCGGCCAGUCACAUCAACCAACACAUACAGUAGCGAGAACAAGCCUCAACGCUCGCAGAUUCUCCUGGUAACUCACGGGCGAAGUGGUUCCACCUACACGUCAGCGAUCAUCAGCGCUCACCCGGAGGUGUUUUUCUUGUUCGAGCCCUUGCUACUUUAUGAGGAUGACCGUUGGCCACCAAAACUUCCCUUGUACCGCCAAAAUGACAUGAAGGAAGAGUCGCUACAAAAGGUGAAGGAAAUGCUCAACUGUCAGUUCACCAACGGCUCCCUGGUGGAGAGGUCGUUAACAGUCACGACCUUGGCUCAAGUUUUCCAAGAGUUCAGCGCCUGUCGAAAGUAUAAGGAGACACAGGGAGCAGACGAGAGAGUCUGCUUUGAGAUGCUCCGUAUACCUUGUCAGAAGAGUCACGUGACUUUGGUAAAGACUAUUCGUAUCCCUCUCCCGUGGACGUUGAAUAUGAUUGAGGAAAACCCCAACUUGAAAGUAAUCUACCUCGUCAGGGACCCACGUGCGGUGAUCCUGUCCCAGAUGUUGCGCCUACGCAACCGUGGUAACCUGACUUUGGAACAGAGCCUCGACAUCUUCUGCCCACGUCUGCAGGAAGACGUCCAGGCAGCACGCGAACUUCUCUCACGUUUCCCGAAAAGAUUCAAGAUCGUUCGCUACGAAACUGGUGUCAUGUCGCCAGACCACUUCGCAAAAGAGCUUCUUGACUUUGCAGACUUGUCCUUUACUGAAGAGGUCGAAACCCGAGUCCGGGCUUUAAACGGCAACUCUAGUGGAUUCAGUCUAAUGGGCGGUCCAGUUGCAAGAGGCGGCCCUAUAAAGGAAAUGAACAAGUGGCGAUAUAAGAACGGGCGCCCUACAGUGGAAAGAAUAGACAAAAGUUGUGGGGAUGUAUACGGCGCCUUUGGAUACAAACCCCUUCUCCCCACAAUGGACCUCAGUUCACAAGAAUCUUUACUGUCGGACUCUGGGGCGGGUACAUUGUUUGAUUCCGAAAGUUUUACGUAACCUUAAUGAAAGAUUUUAGACUUUAUCCCAUCAGAAGUCAAUGUAUUUCGAUCAUAAUAUAUUUUUCAAUAUUAAUCGUUGUAGUCAUAAGAAGAACAAAUGCCAGAUAACAAGCCCAAACGUCACAUAGAACAUUCAAAGCCACAUAGAACGUUCAAAAAUCUAAUACGACAUUUUUGUCACGUUUAAAUGUAAAGAUAACAAAUGAUGUAAUAGAAACUUCAAAUGCCACAUAACGAAUGCGAUUACUCUCCGAACAGAUUACCCAGCGUGAGCAGAAUGUGCUCAAAUUGAGCUGAGGGACAAUGUCCUUCAGGGCAAAUUGAUCACCAAGAAGAAACUUGAGGAUGUUACCGCAGAAAGACUUUCUGAUGGGACUAAAGCUACCAGACAUCAAUAAUAUGCAUCCUGACUGUUGCACAAUAUUUUAUUCAGGAUUAGAAUAAUUCUGUCUUCAUCAAUGAGGCUGGGAUUAACAUGUUGACAAGGAUAACCAAAAUAUGCGCAAUCCGUUGUCAACGCACUGUUCGAGUGACGCAGGAUCAAAGGGGAUCAAAUCUCACAAUGACAUUAAGUGCUGUCAGAGCUGAGAGUGACCUGGUCUACCACAACUUUUAAGAAAGGGGUAGGGGAAGGGGUUGUGUGACAGCUAAGCGUUUCAACCGAUUCCUCCAAGGUGUUGCAACCCGUUCCAACAACCCCCACAGGGAAUUAUAGGGGGCCCUCGUGGCCUAGAAGUUAAGGUGUUCACCUCUCACGCAAUAGGUCCCGGGUUCGAAUU
Molecule: messenger RNA, 2383 nt
Organism: Aplysia californica (California sea hare)
Lineage: Eukaryota; Metazoa; Mollusca; Gastropoda; Aplysiida; Aplysiidae
Product: carbohydrate sulfotransferase 1
Exons: 6
Coding region: 421-1602 (393 amino acids)
Biological process (GO): sulfur compound metabolic process; N-acetylglucosamine metabolic process
Molecular function (GO): N-acetylglucosamine 6-O-sulfotransferase activity
Source: RefSeq, a predicted model, not a curated record